CGCGUCGUCAGCAUCGUCGGGGUUGCUCCAUCCAAUAAUAUACACAACAACUCCACGCAAUAUCCCUUAAACAACCAGUUAUUAUUUAUUAUAAAAAAAAAAAAAUCUAAAGAAAAAACGGUUUUGUGACAUCAACUAGUACUACUCCCCAUCCCCAGCAAAACACCAAAUCCUAUCGAAGCAAUGAAAAUAAUUAUUUGAAAAUUAUUUUUAAAAUUUUAAACAGUCACCAAUUGGUUGAAUUAUUCGUGUCUUUCUAUUGGAAGUAUGAGGUGAGUCCCCGGUGAUUUUUUUUUUAUACUGAAAACGGAGCCCAAUGGUGGAUUAUGAGGGCCCGAAGAUGACAGCUCAAAUGGCAAUGGCAAAUGGUGAUGAUUAAUUGAUCGAUUCAACCAUGAUCUCAACCAAGGAUGAUUUAAUCGUGUGCGAGUUUGACGUUUUGCGAUAACGAAUAACGGAUCGAACGGGGUUCGAUUUAUUGGUUACAGAUAUUCGUUGGGGUUUUUUUUUUUGUGUGGAUAAAAUGAAGAAAUUAAUUGGAUAAUAGAUAUUCGAAUUGAAGUUCAAGUGAAGUGAUAUUUGGUACUGGAGUGAUUUGAGUACUUGGACGAUAAGACGAAAGAGAUCGGCGCUUAGCGUCGUUGCAACGGACCCAAAAUAGGGGGCUCCAGCGUAAUGCAGAGAACGGGUCCGAUCGGAGGGCCCGGACACAUUGGCCUCCAGGGCCCACCCAGGAGUGUCAAAAUAUCACCGAUUAAGGUGCAGGACGAACCCAUUGACCCUAUUUCACAAAAGGUGAAGAGCUCGUUGUGUGUUGGAUGCGGUGGCUGGAUCCACGAUCAAUGGAUUUUACGAGUAGCACCAGAUCUUGAAUGGCAUGCUGCAUGCCUCAAGUGCGCUGAGUGCCAACAAUUUUUGGACGAACGAUGUACAUGUUUCGUUAGAGACGGAAAGACCUACUGUAAACGAGAUUAUACGAGAUUAUUUGGAACCAAAUGUGACAAGUGUAGUCAAUCCUUCAAUAAGAACGACCUAGUGAUGCGAGCAAAGACGAAAAUAUAUCACAAGGAGUGCUUCAGGUGUUCAGCCUGCAUGAGAAAGCUUGAAACUGGAGAUCAAUUUGCCCUGAGGCACGAUGGUCUGUUCUGCCGGCAUGAUCAUGACAUCUUAGAGAGUGGAAAAUUCUGUACAGGCGCUGUUGACAGCGCAGGUAAUGAGAACAACAACAAUGCAACCCUUACGAACAAUAAUCAUCACUUAGGAGCAAACGACGCAUCGCUAUCCGAUUCUGGAUCGGAGAGUGGAUCGCACAAGACCGGGGUUGGACCAAGAGGAUCUAGUGGUCAUAAGAGUGGAGGUGGCUCCGAUGGAAAACCAACGAGAGUACGAACGGUCCUCAAUGAAAAACAAUUGCACACAUUGAGAACGUGUUAUGCAGCUAAUCCAAGACCCGAUGCUCUCAUGAAAGAGCAGUUGGUCGAGAUGACAAGUCUAAGCCCGAGAGUCAUCAGAGUGUGGUUCCAGAACAAACGUUGCAAAGACAAAAAGAAGACAAUUGCAAUGAAACAACAGAUGCAGCAGGAAAAGUACUCUGGGUUUCAGGAUGGCAGAAAACUGGGCUUCGGUGGUAUGCAUGGUAUUCCAAUGGUAGCCAGCAGUCCUGUGAGGCAUGAGAGUCCAAUUGGUAUGACUCCCCUUGAGGUACAAGCGUAUCAACCACCGUGGAAAGCACUUUCUGAUUUUGCCCUACACACUGAUCUCGACAGAAUGGAUCCCAAUGCGCCGUCAUUCCAUCACCUCGUCUCUCAGAUGCAUGGAUAUGACAUACAUGGGGGUCCACCUCCUCAAUUAUCUCAACCUGGAAUGCUGGGGGGUCCAAUGAAUGAUGGGGUCGGUGGUGGUCCACUGCCACCACCUGGACCACAUCAUCCUGUCGGUGGUCCAGACAUGGGUCAACAUCCAGAUAGUACAGACAGCUACGUUACCUAUUUAGAGAGUGACAGUGAUUCCUUGCAUCACGACACCGGGAGUCCCUAGUUUCAUCCUCUAAAUAUACCGUGUACAUAGUAGACCUUUCAAUCCAAGUAAUUUAUCAUUUCAGCGAAACGUGACUGAAUUUAAAAAAUCGACACCUUCUCAUUUCACCGUUACCAUUUAAAGAAAAUUAUCAUUCUUCUCAGACGUCGGAAUAUUGAAAAUUGUAAUAUGUAAAUUACCGUCGGGAUGUAUUCGAAAUGUGAAAGCCUGAGGGAGACGAUAUAAAAAGAAACGGUUGGAAGUAACAGAAAGAAGUAGAUACGAUAAUUGCGUGAAUGGUGAAUGACGUUGUAAUAUAAUUAAUGCUACAUGCAAUCGUUAAUGAGUGCAACAUGAAUCAAGUGGACUUGAGAGUCGAGAGAAGACAGUUAUUCUCCAUUUUUUUUCCAUUCAAUACCAAAGUAUGAUGCAAAAUGUGUAAAACAAAUUGAUAUGAAGGAACAAAAAAUGAAAUAUGAAUUUUCUCUGUAAAUAUAGUACAAUUGUUUGAGAUUUCUAGAGAUCAAAGAGGUGAAUUCAUUUCAUACGUCAUCGGAAGAGUUUAUUAUUAUCGUACUGUAAUACGAUCCCCGUAUUUUGGAUGUUUGUAUAAAAAUUGAAAUUCGUUAUACUUAUUAUAUAUAUGUAUAUACAUAUACUUAUAAUAUAUAUAAUAAGUCACUCUUGUGUAUGUACGUUAUAAAGUUGUGACAAAAAAAAAAUUCUGGAGAUAAAGCAAUUUGGAUGUAAAAUUGAGUUUCAAUGCAUUAUCCGACAAAUUUUCUGUUUUCAUUCAUUAUGGACGAAUAUUUGAAUUUCUACGAUAUUUCUAUACCAGCACGAGUGUAUGUAAUAAAAAUCGAGACUAA
This is a messenger RNA of Fopius arisanus, 2885 nucleotides long. It is a transcript of the gene tup, whose product is annotated as LIM1_Isl and LIM2_Isl domain-containing protein tup. Bases 676 to 2037 code for a protein of 453 amino acids. Gene Ontology annotation, biological process: neuron fate specification; axonogenesis; positive regulation of transcription by RNA polymerase II. The record is from RefSeq and is a predicted model, not a curated record. Lineage: Eukaryota; Metazoa; Arthropoda; Insecta; Hymenoptera; Braconidae. The transcript has 6 exons. Gene Ontology annotation, molecular function: DNA-binding transcription factor activity, RNA polymerase II-specific; DNA binding.